GCUGCUGCUUCCCUCAGCCAUCCUUUUCUCACUGAUUCAUCUCUGAUUUCGGUUUCGUUUCUCAAGAUCCUCCUCCUCCUCCUCCUCCUCUCUGCCCCGGAAAAGGGGAGGCGGAGAGAGAAGGACCGCCACGAUCUCUGCUGGGAAAGGCGCCCCGCUCGCUCCCGCCGGAUCUCUCUGCCUGCCUCCCCUGCCUUUUCUAAGCCCCCCACAAAGGAGGCGCUUUACUCGCGAGGAGGGCUGUUCCCCCCCCCAUGGCUGUCGGCGGGGACCCCUCGCUGACUCUCCACGAUGAGGCGACCUGCUCCAUCUGCUUGGAUUACUUCCAGGAGCCGAUGAUGAUCGUCGAGUGCGGGCACAACUUCUGCCGAGCCUGCCUGGCCGACUACGAGGCGAACGAAGCGGGUCGCGACGGCCUCCAGUGUCCCCAGUGCCGGGGAGCGUUUGCUCACCACCACCUCCGGCCCAACCGGCACCUGGGGAAUAUGGUCGACGUGAUCCGCCGGCUGAACCGGCAGCGGCUGGGCAAGGCCGGAGAGGAGGCAAGCCGGGCGGCCUCGCAGGUGUGCGAGAAGCACCAGGAGGCCGUCCAGCUCUUUUGCCAAGAGGACCGAGCCUUCCUCUGCCUCGUCUGCAGGGAAUCCCGGGCGCACAAAGCCCACGCGGUCCUCCCCGUAGACGAGGCUGCCCAGGAGUACAAGGACCAGCUCCAGGGCUUCUUGACAACAUUGACAACAGAGAGAGGGGAAAUUCUGAAGGAAGAAUGGUGCAAUCAGGAUGAAGUUCAACAAAUGAAGAGAGAUAUUCAAAUCAUCCAGAAUGGCAUUCUAACCCUAUUUCCGGAGGCGAAAGACCAGACCCAGCUGGCCCUGCUUGAUGUGUGUGUUGAAAAUAUGAAAGCGAUAGACAGCAUUGCACAUGACUUCUCAGAGCGCUGUUUCCUUCUCACCAAGCUGAUCAGCGAGAUUGAGGACAGGCUCCAGCAGUCCACCUUUAAAUGCUUACAAAACAUUGGGGACUUACUGAGCAGGUGUAAGAGAGAGGUAUCUGAAACAGCCAAAGCUGAUCUGAAAAGGAGAGCUGAAUCGGUCAUUGAAAAACUGGCACAUGUUUCGACCAAAUUGAAUGAAUUGGCAGGAAGCAGCCGUGGCCAAUCACCGCAUCCCCGUGGCCGGUCCAGGGAGACAGCUGCCAGUCCCUCUGUCAACACCAGCCAGCAUGGUCAGGCUUUUGCAACAGUCCCCAGUGUGUUCUGUCCUUAUUCAGUCGUUGUUGCUCAUCCUCAGCAACAGCAAAGAGGGAACAGGAAAAAAUGGAAAAAAGAAAAUGUGCUGCUGGAUCCUGAAACAGCCCACCCUCGAUACAUCAUAUCUGAUGACUGCAAAAGAGUAGAUUGGGGAGAUGUCCGUCAGGAUUUCUUUUACAACCCAAAGAGGUUUCAGUAUGCUCGUUGUGUGCUUGGAACAAGGGGAUUCAAGUCAGGAAAACAUUAUUGGACAAUAGAUGUACAGGAUGGACACCACUGGGCUGUGGGUGUGGCACGAGAGUCUGUGGAGAGGGAUGUGGUGCUCUCUUUUGAACCCGAUGAAGGGAUCUGGGCCAUGGCACGUUAUUGUGAUCAGUACAAAGCCAUGACUUCACCUCCUACCAUUCUGGAACUAGAUGAUGAGCCAACAGAGAUUCAGGUUUCUCUGAACUGUGACGCUGGCACUGUAACUUUUUAUGAUGCUGAAGACUUAACCCGCCUCUAUAAAUUUGAGUGUGUUGAUUUUGAAGGAGAGAAGGUUUUUCCUUUUUUUCGGAUUUCUGAUUCGUCUACUUCCCUCUCGAUCACUUCCUAAAACAUCUGUCCUUGGCUUCUGCUUGGUUUUUAAGAGGGAGCAGGUAUCUAUUUUGUGCACAUCUGUCUUUUGAAAUCUGCAGACUGCCUACUUUCAACACGGGACUGAGCAUCAUAGUGGAGUAAAGCAGAGUUGCAUCAUAGUUUUCUACAGUUUGUUGGUAGUGAGUAAUUUUACUGAAAAGAAUGCCUUGGUCAUAACAUCUAGUAAGGCUUUUGUAAGGAAAGAAGGGAUAUAAAUCAGAUAAAUGUCCAGAAUCAGACAUUGAUUGAUGGAUAAUUAGACACUACCUGUACCUCAAAGGCAGUCAUAUGAUUAUUUAGACAUUACACAUUGGUUAGUCCUGUUACCUUUUGCAAGGAUGUUUAGACAGUACUUUGAAAGUUGAUUACUGGUGUUAGUAAUCACUUUGGAGGAUCAUCACUUGUGCCUGUAUCCCUCUUCACUUGAUACCUACUUCCACUAUAAUGUAUUUACAUUUUUCCUAUACAAACUGUUGACUAUAUACUGAAUUCUGCGUGUCUGAGGAAGUGGAUUGCUAUAUACAAAAAGCACAAACUGAGAUAAAUCUUGUUAGUUUUUAAGAUGCCA
This is a messenger RNA of Pogona vitticeps (central bearded dragon), 2432 nucleotides long. RefSeq names its product E3 ubiquitin-protein ligase TRIM7. Gene Ontology annotation, molecular function: protein binding; zinc ion binding. Lineage: Eukaryota; Metazoa; Chordata; Lepidosauria; Squamata; Agamidae. The record is from RefSeq and is a predicted model, not a curated record.